AUGCGUGAGUUAAUGAGCAGUAGCGAAGAACUGAAAGCUUGUAUUCAUCCAUUAAAUUUGUAUCUAAUGAUUGUUGGACCAUCUGGUGCUGGCAAGUCGAACAUUGUUAACAAAAUUAAAGAUGCUGCUACAAAAAUCGAAAAGUUAUUUCCCGAAGAAUAUUGUAAACCUGUCCAAUUAGGUGCUGACAUUACUGACGAAAUGUCCGUUGUUACAACCUUAACCGGUCACGGCCUUCGUAAACAUCUGGCUAGUCAAAGUUUAUUUCUUAUCAAUGACGAACCGGACGUUAUUUUUGACGGUUUUGGCGUUUACGAUAUUGGAAAUUCAUCAAAAGUGGCCGAAAACGUUCUUCUGUUAAAAGCAUACGACGGUAUUAAAGAUGAAUCGCGUUCAACUGCUAGUACCAAGGUGAAAAUAGCCUCAGCCAAGUUGUCAAUGUUAGCGGGCGUCGUUGGAACAAAAUAUCAAGUGUUAAUAUUAAUUGAUUAUGUUCAGAAUAUAAUGAUGUCUAUUACUCGUCCAACUUGUCGUGGUAAACUAUUUCAUCUACAAUAUAUUCCACAUAAACCAUUAUUAAGUCGACAUUAUGAAGCUAUUGAAUUAAAACUUAUAUUUCCACAUUUUCGUUUUAAAUAUUUGACAUCGUAUGCACGUCAAACGGGUGGACAAAUUGAUUGUGAGAAAUUUGAAUUUAUUUCGUAUCACGAAUUAAAUUUGAUUUCAUAUCAAGAUGGACUUAUAAGACGACCAAAAGUGAAUUGGAAUACGAAAAUGAUGAAUGUAAAUUUAAAACAAGCAAAAAUGUGGUUAGUCAAUGGUUCAGGUAAUAGUGAGUCGCCGAUAAGUUCAUCAGAUAACUCGAAUAAUUCUAUGUCAACUUCAAUACUUAAAGAUGAGGCGACAACGGCCAAAACAAACGAUUCAUCAAUGACCAAACCAACUCAUUCUAUUUUGAUUGAUGAAUUGAAAGCUAUUUAUGCUGCAAAAGAAGGCAUUGAAUGUGUAAAAGAAAAUUUUGUGAUGCUAAUACGUGUAAGUGCAUUAAAAUCAUCGGAAUUUCGGACCGCGGCGAAAGUCCGGGACAAUUCAAGGGUCGAAAUUCAGGCCUCCUACAUUUUCCGUGAUGCGAUUUGGUGUUUAAGAGCAACUUAG
Didymodactylos carnosus is the source of this 1155-nucleotide messenger RNA. Lineage: Eukaryota; Metazoa; Rotifera; Eurotatoria; Philodinida; Philodinidae. The record is from the annotation of a GenBank genome assembly.